Messenger RNA from Microcebus murinus (gray mouse lemur), 1703 nucleotides. Lineage: Eukaryota; Metazoa; Chordata; Mammalia; Primates; Cheirogaleidae. The record is from RefSeq and is a predicted model, not a curated record.
UGUCCCUGAGGCUGCGUCCCGCCCCCCACGCCGCGCGCAGGCGUGGACGAGCCGCACGCAUUCUACGUAACGGACGGCGGAGGCUAGGUGAAGGGGGCGCGGCGUGACUGAGCUACCGGGUCAGGCUCUGUCUUAGAGGCUUCUGGGCAGUGAAGCCGCAGCGACCACAGAGGCGGCGACUAGACUGAGAGGCAGGCAGGGUAUAGGUGGCGGACGCAGGAGCGUUGGGCCGAGUUUUAGCCUCGGCUACAGCUCAGGCUUGUAUCCUAAACUCCUGACUUAUAUUUCCAGGUGCAAUGAAAGCCUUCCAUACUUUCUGUGUUGUCCUUUUGGUAUUUGGGAGCCUGUCUGAAGCCAAGUUUGAUGAUUUCGAGGAUGAGGAAGAUAUAGUAGAGUAUGAUGAUAAUGACUUUGCUGAAUUUGAGGAUGUCAUGGAAGAUUCUGUUACUGAAUCUCCUCAACGGGUGAUAACCACUGAAGAUGAUGAAGAUGAGACCACUGUGGAGUUGGAAGGACAGGAUGAAAACCAAGAAGGAGAUUUUGAAGAUGCAGAUACCCAAGAGGGAGAUACCGAGAGUGAGCCAUAUGAUGAUGAAGAAUUUGAAGGUUAUGAAGACAAACCAGAUACCACUUCUAGCAAAAAUAAAGACCCGAUAACAAUUGUUGAUGUUCCUGCACACCUCCAGAACAGUUGGGAGAGUUAUUAUCUAGAAAUUUUGAUGGUGACUGGUCUGCUUGCCUAUAUCAUGAAUUACAUCAUUGGGAAGAAUAAAAAUAGUCGCCUUGCUCAGGCCUGGUUUAAUACUCACAGAGAGCUCUUGGAGAGCAACUUUACCUUAGUGGGAGAUGAUGGAACUAACAAAGAAGCCACAAGCACAGGAAAGUUGAACCAGGAGAAUGAGCACAUCUAUAACCUGUGGUGUUCUGGUCGAGUGUGCUGUGAGGGCAUGCUUAUCCAGCUGAGAUUCCUCAAGAGACAAGACUUACUGAAUGUCCUGGCCCGGAUGAUGAGGCCAGUGAGUGAUCAAGUGCAAAUAAAAGUAACCAUGAAUGAUGAAGACAUGGAUACCUAUGUGUUUGCUGUUGGCACACGGAAAGCCUUGGUGCGACUGCAGAAAGAAAUGCAGGAUCUGAGUGAGUUUUGUAGUGAUAAACCUAAGUCUGGAGCAAAGUAUGGACUGCCAGACUCCUUGGCUAUCCUAUCAGAGAUGGGAGAAGUCACGGAGGGAAUGAUGGAUACAAAGAUGGUUCACUUUCUUACACACUAUGCUGACAAGAUUGAAUCCGUUCAUUUUUCGGAUCAGUUCUCUGGUCCAAAAAUUAUGCAAGAGGAAGGUCAGCCUUUGAAGCUACCUGACACUAAGAGGACACUAUUGUUUACAUUUAAUGUACCUGGUUCAGGUAACACUUACCCAAAGGAUAUGGAGGCUUUGCUACCCCUGAUGAACAUGGUGAUUUACUCUAUUGAUAAAGCCAAAAAGUUCCGACUCAACAGAGAAGGCAAACAAAAAGCAGAUAAGAACCGUGCUCGAGUAGAAGAGAACUUCUUGAAGCUGACACAUGUGCAAAGACAGGAAGCUGCACAGUCUCGACGUGAAGAGAAGAAAAGAGCAGAGAAGGAGCGAAUCAUGAAUGAAGAAGAUCCUGAGAAACAGCGUAGGCUGGAGGUAUGACAAACUUUUUCUUUUCUUUUUUUUUUCUUU